Molecule: messenger RNA, 1203 nt
Organism: Cotesia congregata
Lineage: Eukaryota; Metazoa; Arthropoda; Insecta; Hymenoptera; Braconidae
Source: the annotation of a GenBank genome assembly
AUGGGGUUGCUGGAGGAUACUUUUGUCAUUCUUAUCACACAGAUUUGUUUCUUCGCUGGAGGAUGGGUAUUUUUUGUUAAAAAAUUAUUCCGUGAUUAUGAAGUUCAUCAUAGAUUGGUACAAUUGAUUUUUUCAACAACAUUUUCACUGUCAUGUACAAUGUUUGAAUUGAUCAUUUUUGAAAUAAUUGGAAUUUUGGACUCUAGUUCUAGAUAUUUUCACUGGAAUGUUGGACUUUAUAUGUUACUUUUUAUGAAAGGACUAUUGUCCAUAGAACAAGGUGUUAGUCGGAUAGGAGUAAUAGGAGUUACUGUAAUGGCACUGUUAUCUGGUUUUGGUGCUGUAAAUUAUCCGUACUCAUCAAUGACAUGUUUUAUGAGACCUGUUUCUUAUGCUGACGUGCAAGCUAUUGAAAAAAGAUUGUUACAGACAAUGGACAUGAUUUUAGCGAAGAAAAAAAGAAUAGCUUUGGCGAAAAAAAGUGAGGGAAUAUCUAAGGCUGAAACGCGCUCACGUUUGUGGGGAAUGUGGUCCCCUUUGACGAGUAUGAAAGAAUAUACAGAAAAUGUUAAAAAACUCGAGCAAGAAGUCUCAGGACUGGAAGAAUUAUCUAGACAAUUGUUCCUAGAAGCACAUGACAUACAAAAUGCUCGUGCGCGAUUAGAAUGGGCAGCUACUUGGCAGGGAAAAUAUUUUAAUUUUCUUGGAUAUUUUUUUUCAGUCUACUGCAUGUGGAAAAUAUUUAUUUCGACGAUUAAUAUAAUAUUUGAUAGAGUGGGAAAAAAAGAUCCGGUGACUCGCGGAAUUGAAAUUGCUGUCCAUUGGAUAGGUUUUGAUAUCGACGUAACAUUUUGGUCACAACACAUAUCUUUUUAUCUUGUUGGCUGUAUCGUUGUGACGUCCAUACGUGGAUUGUUACUCACACUUACAAAGUUUUUCUACGCCAUAUCUAGUAGCAAAUCUUCCAAUAUUAUUGUGUUAAUACUCGCGCAAAUAAUGGGAAUGUACUUUGUAUCAUCGGUACUUUUAAUGAGAAUGAAUAUGCCUGCUGAAUACAGAAUAAUAGUAACACAAGUUUUAGGAGAUUUGCAAUUUAAUUUUUAUCACCGUUGGUUUGACGUAAUAUUUUUAGUAUCUGCUUUAUCAUCAAUUGUAUUUUUAUAUCUCGCUCAUAAACAGGCUCCGAGUGAACGUAUGUUGUAA